AUGCUAAUAGGUAGCAUACUGGUGUGGGUCAUCAAAAUAAAUUUUGUUUCAUCAUUGUCAUGUUAUCAAUGCAACUCAUCGCAUCAUUCUAAUUGUUUGGAGCAUUUAGUAGAAUUAGGCAAACAUUCUCUCCAGCCGACACCAUGUACAACAUAUGGAGCACGAUUUUGCAUAAAGACUACAGGAAUUUAUGGUGCUGUUAUGGGUAUAACACGAUUCUGCAGUGCAUGGGAUUUAGGGAAUGAAUGUCAGUAUUUAGAUUUUCCCGAUCACGAUAGGAUAUAUCGUGCAUGUGUUUCAACUUGUUCAACAGAUGCCUAUUUUGUUUCAUCAUUGUCAUGUUAUCAAUGCAACUCAUCGCAUCAUUCUAAUUGUUUGGAGCAUUUAGUAGAAUUAGGCAAACAUUCUCUCCAGCCGACACCAUGUACAACAUAUGGAGCACGAUUUUGCAUAAAGACUACAGGAAUUUAUGGUGCUGUUAUGGGUAUAACACGAUUCUGCAGUGCAUGGGAUUUAGGGAAUGAAUGUCAGUAUUUAGAUUUUCCCGAUCACGAUAGGAUAUAUCGUGCAUGUGUUUCAACUUGUUCAACAGAUGCCUGUAAUUCAGGGAUACAGAACAGGACUGCACUUUUCUCGAUUAUUCUAUCUUUGUACAUAUUCAUGUGUUUCUAUUCAAUGACAAAUAUUUGA
Messenger RNA from Trichobilharzia regenti, 690 nucleotides. The record is from the annotation of a GenBank genome assembly. Lineage: Eukaryota; Metazoa; Platyhelminthes; Trematoda; Strigeidida; Schistosomatidae.